AUGGGAGGGCCGGGUGUUGUGAUGUCCAGCCCCUUGCUCAAGGCGUUAGCUCCCUACCUGCCUGAAUGCUUGAACUCUACCGCCUCACCACACGAGGACACGGAACUAGGCCGCUGCAUAAACUCUCGCCUGAAGAUUAACUGCAGUUUAUCCUUUGAGAUGGAAAACAAAUUCUAUCAAAACUAUAAUCGGUCCUGGAAGAAGUUUGGGUCCUUCCAUGGGGAAAGGGACAGACGUGAAGAGAGUGCCUGGACGCUGCACGCCUUCAAAGAACCAGAAUACAUGUUUGAAAUAGCAAACAAGUUCACUAAAGGGAGCCUUCAGGGAAAGAACGUCAAUGAUCUCUACAAUGUAUGGGAUACAGUCAAAAAGAAAGCUCUCUACAGCGUCUUCUUUGGAAAAUCCACGCUACUGGUGUAUGCCAGUGUAAAGGUAAUCUACACUCUGUGUUGCUUCUUUGUUUUCCUCUUGAGAUCGCUCACUGAUUUACAUCGGCAGACCAACAACCACACGGAGAUUCUUGGGCUCACAUACCAACAUCUGAGUACUGACCAAGGUACCCAAGAAAUCAUUUUUGUCCGAAACGCCAAAAUAAAUAACAAAACUGUUGUACCCGUAUUAGUUCGGAGAAACUUCGUGAAGCAUCAUGUGCAAUUCAGAGAAUCGGGAGAAGAAAGAGGGACACAGAAUGACACGAACAUUAUAUACAUUCUUUUGACGGUGUUCCAAAAAUCCUCGUGCUAUAUACGUUAUGUACGGAACCACAAGAAGGCGGUAGAUGGCUACAAGGGCAAGGUACAGCUGCGAGUGGUGCUCUUCAGAGAUGAAGGAGGAGAACACAGAAAUGUUUCUGCCGCCACUUCUGCAUUGUUGCAAGGCAGCCCUGACCUAGACGUUCACAUGAUGAUAGUUAACGAAACGUUUGGGCGAGCCAGGGGACUGGUACUCGCCAUGGAGAACCUGGCCAACAACUCUUUACUAUUGCUAAUGGACGUAGACAUGGAAUACACCUCCGACUUUCUGUACAGAGUAUCAAGGAACACUGUCAUGGGCCGAUCAGUUUAUUACCCUAUUGUUUUCAGUCAGUUUAGCCCGGAAGUGACCUGCUACAAGAGAGACAACUGUGAAGAAUUCAUGAGAAGCUUUCAUGAAGAUGUAGGGAUCUGGCGCAGCUUUGGUUAUGGCGUCGUGUCUGUUGUUAAACAAGAUCUGCUUCGAGCCGGCAGUUUGCGGACGGACAUCAAGGGCUGGGGUUUGGAGGAUAUUGAUCUCUAUGAAAAGAUCGUCACAGCAGUGAGCACAGUCAUCCGGGCAGCUGACAGCGGAAUACUGCACAG
Candidula unifasciata is the source of this 1337-nucleotide messenger RNA. The record is from the annotation of a GenBank genome assembly. NCBI's taxonomy places the organism in Eukaryota, Metazoa, Mollusca, Gastropoda, Stylommatophora, Geomitridae.